CAGGUGACAGGAAUGAUUAACAGCAGUGUCAAUGAUGACUUCAUUCUGGUGGGUUUCUCAGACCAGCCAGAGCUGGAAAGAACACUCUUCGUAGUUAUUUUGAUUUCUUAUCUUCUCACUCUGGUGGGAAAUUCGAUAAUUAUUCUGAUCUCUUCGAUAGAUCCUAAACUCAAAACCCCUAUGUACUUUUUUCUUACUCACCUCUCCCUCGUGGACAUCUGCUUCACCACCAGUAUUGUCCCCCAACUGCUGUGGAACCUGAAAGGACCAGCCAAGACCAUUACAGCUGUGGGCUGUGCAGUGCAGCUUUAUGUCUCUUUGACUCUGGGCUCUACUGAGUGCAUUCUCCUGGCAGUAAUGGCUUUUGACCGCUAUGCUGCUGUCUGCAAACCUCUCCACUAUGUUGCUGUGAUGAAUCCACAGCUCUGUCGGGCUCUAGCAGGAAUCUCGUGGCUCAGUGGAAUAGGAAAUGCUCUCAUCCAGGGAACAGUCACUCUUUGGCUUCCCCGCUGUGGCCACCUGUGGCUGCACCAUUUCUUCUGUGAAGUCCCUUCCAUGAUCAAGCUUGCCUGUGUGGAUAUUCAUGCCAAUGAGAUCCAGCUCUUUGUGGCCUCAUUGGUCUUGCUGCUUUUACCCUUAACACUGAUACUGACAUCGUAUGGAUACAUAGUCAAAGCAGUUGUAAGAAUCAAGUCAGCCCAGGCGUGGCGCAGAGCCCUGGGCACAUGUGGAUCCCACUUGAUGGUGGUGUCUCUGUUUUAUGGGAGCAGCACUGCCAUCUACAUCCAGCCGAACAGCUCAUAUGCCCACACCCACGGGAAGUUCAUCUCUCUCUUCUAUACUGUCAUGACCCCGACCCUUAAUCCCCUCAUCUACACACUGCGUAAUAAGGAGGUGAAAGGGGCUCUGAGACGGCUCCUUAAUAGAGAUUCUGGAGUGUGUAAAGGAAGCACAGCACAUGAUGGCAGUGAGUUUAUGACUAGAGGAUCCUGA
Molecule: messenger RNA, 993 nt
Organism: Phodopus roborovskii (desert hamster)
Lineage: Eukaryota; Metazoa; Chordata; Mammalia; Rodentia; Cricetidae
Product: olfactory receptor 2G3
Exons: 1
Coding region: 13-993 (326 amino acids)
Biological process (GO): G protein-coupled receptor signaling pathway
Cellular component (GO): membrane
Molecular function (GO): olfactory receptor activity; G protein-coupled receptor activity
Source: RefSeq, a predicted model, not a curated record